GUACGUAUAUAAACUAGGAGGAAGAUCACGAUCAGUGCAAACUCUUCCACGUGCUCGUAUGUCUAAGAUGAAAGCCCUGAUUGUUAUAGGCACUUUGUGCCUCUGCGCUUGCGCUUUAGCUGCCGAGACCGAGAAAAAGGAGGAGAAAAAGGAGGUGAAACAGGUCGCGGAGGAAAGCAAAAAGCAGGACAAACGGGGUAUUUUACUUGGAGACCAUGGCUGGAGUGGAGGUGACAUAGGAGGACACAGUUUUGGAGGCGGCGGCGACAUUGGAGGAGGAUACGGAGGUGGUUAUGGGGGAGGUUACGGGGGAGGUUAUGGAGGACAUGAUGAGCACGUGAAAACCAUCGUGGUAGAAAAGAAGGUUCCAGUCCCAUACACCGUUACUAAACAUGUCCCCUAUACUGUGGAGAAGAAGGUACCUUAUGAGGUUAAAGUGCCAGUGCCACAGCCCUACACCGUGGAAAAGAAGGUUCCCUACCCAGUGAAGGAAAUCAUCAAAGUGCCUUACAUAGUGCAUCAGCCCUACGAGGUGAUCAAAAAGGUCCCCUAUGAAGUGAAGGUGCCAGUGCCCAGGCCCUACGAAGUCAAAGUGAACGUGCCCCAACCCUACACGGUGGAGAAGAAAAUCCCGGUACCCGUGAAGGUGCCAGUGCCACAACCCUACACCGUCUACAAGAAAGUUCCCUACCCAGUCAAGUAUGAAGUAUCAGUUCCCCAACCCUACACCGUUGAGAAGAAGGUACCAUAUGAAGUUAAGGUGCCAGUAGACAGGCCGUAUACAGUCCAUGUACCCAAACCAUACCAUGUUACGGUGGAGAAACAUGUUCCCUACCAGGUAGACAAGCCAGUGCCCUAUGAAGUGAAGGUACCCGUGGAUAGGCCCUACCCAGUUGAAGUACCCAAGCCCGUGCCCUACCCAGUCAAGGUACCAUACCCACAACCCUACACUGUUGAAAAGAAAGUACCCGUCGAGGUGGAGAAGCCCGUACCAUACCCAGUGAAGGUGCCAGUCGACAAGCCUUAUCCAGUUUACAAGGAAGUGCCUUAUCCAGUAGAGAAGCCAGUGCCGUACCCAGUCAAGGUUCCAGUGGCAGUACCAGUGAAAAUUCAGCAGGAAAGCCACGGCUGGGAAGGCGGUUUCGGAGGUGGCCAGGGAGGUUACGGAGGAGGCCAGGAAAGCUACGGGGGUGGCCAGGAAAGUUACGGAGGCGGCGAAGAGGACUGGGGCCACUAGUCCGGUCGCUUUUUAAUUGUUAACUUGAUGAGUGGAGGCCUGGAAGGUGACUGCUAGUGCUUGAAGACCCUCAAUGGCCAGAAGUGGCAAAAAUGCGAGUCUUAAGCAUAUCAGCAGGCUGAGUCCAGUUUGCCACUUGUCUCCAGUGAAUAUUUGUUGAUUCUUGCCAACUCAAAACCCGUACAAAAAAAUAAAUAACAAAUUCGUAGCGAGUGUUUCGUAAUCCGGUGUUGCUCAAAUUGUGAAAAUGCUUUCCGGGGUUUCGUCGAAACGAAACCAGGAAAGCGUGCAGUAUUAUUACGCAAGGGACUGUGUUAAUUAAUUUGUAUUUAUCUAUUAUUAAUGAACAAUUUAUUUUGAAAUAA
This is a messenger RNA of Dendroctonus ponderosae (mountain pine beetle), 1602 nucleotides long. RefSeq names its product MAGE-like protein 2. The record is from RefSeq and is a predicted model, not a curated record. Lineage: Eukaryota; Metazoa; Arthropoda; Insecta; Coleoptera; Curculionidae. The transcript is spliced from 6 exons. The coding region runs from base 59 to 1237 and encodes 392 amino acids.